CUUAUUCACCAUCUCAUUUCAAACUCUUUCAAAAUCUCUGCAAAUUUCUAGAAAGAGAAACAAUGGAUUCAACUACCGGAGGAAAGGCGAAGAAGGGAGCUGCCGGAAGGAAGGGCGGAGGCCCCAAGAAGAAGUCGGUGACUCGCUCAGUUAAGGCUGGAUUGCAGUUUCCAGUCGGUAGAAUUGGCCGAUAUUUGAAGAAAGGUCGCUACGCUCAGCGUGUUGGUAGUGGCGCUCCUGUUUACUUAGCCGCUGUUCUUGAGUACCUUGCUGCCGAGGUUCUGGAAUUGGCUGGAAAUGCUGCAAGAGACAACAAGAAGAACAGAAUCAUCCCAAGGCAUGUUCUCCUUGCAGUAAGGAACGAUGACGAGCUCGGAAAAUUGUUGUCAGGAGUGACAAUUGCUCAUGGAGGAGUUCUACCAAACAUUAACCCAGUUUUAUUGCCAAAGAAGACGGGAGACAAGGCUGCCAAGGAUGUUAAGCCCUCUCCCAAGGGCGUUAAAUCCCCUAAGAAGGCUUAGAUGAUAGCGAAUUUGGUUUCGGGUUAGGUUUAAGGAUGUGUUUGGCUUGGAAGUUGGUUUUGUGUUUUUGCAUUUUGUAACUAUGUUAGUAUAAGUUUAAAUUAGGCUUUUUAAAGGGGUUAGUGAGGGCUGUAUGUUAAAGGGGUUGUAUGGGGAUUGAGUCAAUAGCUGAUUGAUUCAGUUUCUGUAAUCAUAUGGUUAUUAAUGGAAAACAAUAUUUGUUCUCCCUAUUA
This is a messenger RNA of Chenopodium quinoa (quinoa), 754 nucleotides long. Its product is annotated as histone H2A-like. Gene Ontology annotation, molecular function: structural constituent of chromatin; DNA binding; protein heterodimerization activity. Gene Ontology annotation, cellular component: nucleosome. NCBI's taxonomy places the organism in Eukaryota, Viridiplantae, Streptophyta, Magnoliopsida, Caryophyllales, Amaranthaceae. The transcript has 2 exons. The record is from RefSeq and is a predicted model, not a curated record. The coding region runs from base 63 to 521 and encodes 152 amino acids.